This is a messenger RNA of Coregonus clupeaformis (lake whitefish), 2710 nucleotides long. RefSeq names its product NDC1 transmembrane nucleoporin (gene ndc1). Gene Ontology annotation, biological process: nuclear pore organization. The transcript has 18 exons. The record is from RefSeq and is a predicted model, not a curated record. NCBI's taxonomy places the organism in Eukaryota, Metazoa, Chordata, Actinopteri, Salmoniformes, Salmonidae. Gene Ontology annotation, cellular component: nuclear pore transmembrane ring. The coding region runs from base 214 to 2277 and encodes 687 amino acids. Gene Ontology annotation, molecular function: protein-macromolecule adaptor activity.
CAAUUGGAGAAGCAGUUUUGGCCUGUCUUCAUACUGUACUCUCUCUGGACAACAUUUGAAAGGGGUCCUGACAUGUCCUUUGAAUGCAUGUGCCGCGCUAUAUGGGAAACUGCACAAGAAUGGAAUGUUCUCUAGGAGUUUGACAACUAGCUAGCACAUUUUUUUCUGAACACUUUUUUUUGCAGUCAGAUCAAAAUCUUUAUCGAAACAAAAAUGUUUUCUGCGGAUCAAAGUUGUUGGUUCGUUCGUAAGGUGAUCUGUUGGCGAGCAGUAGCCAGUAUGGCCUGGUCUGUCCUGCUACUGCUUCCCACAACAGCUCUGUUUGUAGUUCUCAGCAGAUUCAGUCUGUUUCACCCUAUACACUGGAUAUCAGAAUGCUUGUCCCUACUGACCAGCGCCAGCACCAUCUUCUCCUUCAUCCUGCUAUGUGGAGUGGUGCUGCUGGUGGGCUUCUUCAACCUGGAGUAUUACACAGUCGUCCCAUCCAUCGCCUGCUCCAAGAUCGACCUCCUAGGUCAGGUGCUUCACCCCCGUCAGUUCGUCCACUCACUGGCGCACUGUAUCAUGGGUGUUGUAGUGGCUUGGUGUUGUGCCUUCACCAUCGGAGGGCGCUACCGGGCCUUGGGGCACCCCUGUACCCAGGAUGAGAGUAGUAGUGGUCCUGAGAUGUGCCUGAAUGAAUACCACCUGGUGCUGCUGCUGGUGGGGGCCUUCAUCGGAUACAGCCACAGCCUGCUGGGCGUGGUCCACAACAUCAACUACGUCUCGUUCCACACCAUGCGGCAAUACAAGUACCUCCGCUUCAAGGGAACUCUGCCCCUAGUGGUGAAAGCCAGUGCUGUUCAGGCUCUCUACUCUCUCAGGAACUUCCUCCUCCUCUAUUUCUUCCUGGGAUAUGCACCACGAGCGUGGAUCUGUAAAACACUUGACCUCAACAUCAACAGUUCAAUCCAUUCCCUGGACAGUGUGUCUAGUCUUUUGGACCUAUCUCUCCUCUAUCACCUGUGGAUCAGUGGGACCUUCCUCCUCCUCACCUGGUACACCACAGUGCUGCUCUUCAGGAUCUUUGUUACCGAGGUUUACAGUUUUCCUGUCCAGUCCACGUUCACAGAGGAUGCUCACCAGUGCCUCCCCAAAGUUAUCACUGGCAUGCAACCAAUGAUACUGAAGUUUCUAUCCCUCCAGGACCUGGCUCUGCUGUCUCAACACUCUCCUUCUAGACGUCUGGAGGUGUUCAGUCUCAGCCAACCAGGUGGUCACCCUCACAUCUGGACGGCCCUGAGUAAGGAGUGUCUGUCUCUGUUGUCUGACCUGACUGAGAGGCUGGUAGUGUACCAUGACGCUGUAGCCACGAACGGACGGGCCAAGUCCCAGUCGACAGGAAGCAACAAGCGGUCCGCCGCCACCUCGUCGGAAAGCUCCGUAUCUUCUGUAGAUAUGGAGGAUAUGAAGACUCCUCGGCCCAGCGCGCUGAUCAGAACCCCUGGCUCGGUGUUCUUGCGUUCCUCUGUCGGGGCGGGGCUGGGUGGGCUGCGAACUCCCCUCACCGCCCCUUUUACCCCGGACCUAGACAGCCCCUUCUCCUCCCCUGCCCUGCGGCGCCUCGCUGGCCCCCUGGAGCGCCUCGCUGGCCCCCUGGAGCCCCUGGGGCCCCUGUCCCCCGGCUUCAACUCCAUCCAGAGCCCUCACGUCAUGAGGAGGGGCCCCAAACUCUGGUCUGCUUCUACAGACUCCCAGCUGAACAGCAGUCCCACGCCAUCUCCUGGUCCCGCCCCCACCCAGGCGGAUCUCAAACCCUCCUUCCUUGUUGCCUUCCUACAGAACAGGAAGGACCAGGUUAAACAUUUCUUGGCAAAGCGGGUGCUGAUAAUGUAUUUGUUUAACAAGCUGCCGGAAGCUUCCAGUCAGGCCCUGUUCGCUGACAGCCAGGCUCACAUAUGGGCUCUAGAAGGUCUGUCUCACCUGGUGGCGGCGUCCUACUCUGAGGACCAGUAUGGUAUCGUUCAGACCACCCUGCCGACCAUCCUCAGCACCAUGCUGGUGUUACAGGAGGCCGUGGACCGUCACUUCAAGCUACCCCAUACCUCCUCUAAACCAGGUCACUCCUCCUGCAGUAUGGGAGACGGCAGCUAUAAGACGCUCCGCUUCGCCCUACGAUCCACCCUCAAGACCGCUGUCUACAGGAUCACAGCCACCUUCGGAGAACACCUCCACGCUGUCCAGAUGUCAGCAGAGCACCGGAAGAAACUGCAGCACUUCCUGGAGUAUAAAGAGUGAAGGCAUGAGAGACAGGAGUGUGUCUGAUAAUGGUAGUGUGACUGAGUUUAUAUUAAUAUUGUGUGUUUGCAUCCUAUUGAAAGAUCUUGAAAGUGCCGCUUCAAAUUGGAUGCCUAUAGUACUGUUCAUGGGAAACGAGAUUGCUACCAAGUUUUUGUUAGUUUUUUUUUUUUUUUGUAAUGUACAUUAUUUGUUAGUUUUUUGUCUUAUCAGACCAUUUUGUAAUGAGCUCGUCAAUAAUGUUUCGUCCGGCUGAUAAAUUGCUACAAAAGAUGCAUGUCAAUGUUUCUGCUUUUUUAUUUUUUUACUCAAAUGAAUGUGAGUGUGAUUGUGACAUGAGUCUAGGAAGUCUUUGAAAAGUCACCUCCAGCAACUUUUGAGUUCACAUAUGAUCGAUGACCACAUGGUGAACGAAUAAAAUGUUUUGUAAAGA